GUGAGCGUGUGUGGGUGUACCGGCGGUGUCUGUACUGUAACAACGGGGAGGCGGACGUCCAACUUAUACAGCCAUGGAACCUAACUUCCAUCUUCCAAGAUCAGUUCCAUAACUUCAUGGGACACAAGUUUAAGAUAGUAGCAGUAUCUUACUUCCCUUAUAUCGACUAUAAGCGAAACAGUGAUAAGCCAGGUAGUGAAGUCACACUCAAAGACUCACUUGACGCCAGGCUGCUGGAAGCUUUCGCUUCAGUUCUAAAUUUCACUUUUCAGAUUCACGAGGAGCCAAAUCGCUCGUGGGGGCUGGAGAACAAUGGUAUCUUCAGUGGGAUGAUGGGUCAACUACAACGAGAGGAGACCGACUUUUGCACUGAGUCUGCGCCGACCCCAGAGCGUCUUAAGGCUGUUGAGUACGCCAGGGGGUAUCCCUCUGACAUCAUGAUUGUUACAUCUCUCAAGCCCACGUUGUUACCCCAAUAUCUCUCACUCGUGAGACCAUUUGCAGGAGACCUCUGGAUUGCGCUGCUAGUAGGCGUGGUGGCGUGGAGCGUAAUUAUGUGGGUACUGCAAAGGGCGUGGUGGUGGGUGGCAGGAGGUAGUGGUGUUAAGUUCAACACCGCCCUCCUUUACGGCUGGGGCGCCCUCCUGGAGCAGCCACCAGCCGACCCCUCUAUUAAUAUCUCUGGUCAGAUGCUCAUCGGGUUGUGGCUGUUGUUCAGUCUCGUUAUCACCACCGGGUUUCGAUCAUCUCUGAUCGCACAUCUCACAGUCCAGGGUACAUCGAAGCCUGUGGAGACUCUCGAGGACAUUCUUAAAGAAGACAGCUGGAGGUGGGGCACAGAAAGCAAACUCUACAAGGGGGCCGUAAUAGAGUACUUCUCAAAACACAACGACCGAGUGGUCAAGCAAAUACAUCAAGGACUGGAGAUUCUUGACUCGGAGAAGGCACUGCAGAAGGUGUUGGACGGGGGUUACUCUUUAAUUGUGUUUAAGAACUACAUCAGUGUCAUCGUCGCUUCUCGCUACACAGACGCUCGAGGCCAGACCCCCUUCUUCAUCAGUAAUAAAGGCAUCUCUGUAUUGGCUAACCUAGGCUGGGGCUUCAGGAAAGGCGCACCAUUCUACCCUCGCUUUAGCAAGUUAAUGUUGCGGUUGGAAGCUGCUGGGCUCACGAGCUAUUGGACUGACAACGUGAUAGCCAGACGCGUGAGAGAGAAUCGGGCAACUACAGCACUAGACUCGCAGGCACCCCAAGGAGACACAACUCAGCAGUUGUCCGUAGUCAGGUCACAGGUUGUGCUGGGACUGAACCACCUGCAGGGCGCAUUCUACGUGCUCUUCCUGGGCUAUAUUGUAGCUUUCCUCACCCUGCUGUGGGAGAAGGUUGCUCACUUACGCUCUUCUCCUCAGUAAAGUUACUUCUCAUCAACACUGCUGAACCAUCCGUAAUGAAUAGAAUUGCUUUUCUGAUAAUAUACUCCCUUUCCAUGUCUUGUUUAAGAGGACGGACAAAUUUAGUGAAAAUUUUAUACUAGGCGUUUGAUGGUUGAGUUAUUAUAUUCCAGUUAUAUUAGGAAUAUAUAUAUAUAGGAGAAAUUUAUACAGGAUAUGUCUUACUAGAGAGUGUAAAUAAAGUUAGUAUAGUCUUUAAAUGUAUCUUGGCUGUUGGUGGAAUAGCUAUUACAAGUGAUCGUGGGCCCUUCCUGCCAGGUGGCGAGUCCGGUGGUACAGUUUACCAAAGCAUGAAAGUUCGAACGCUCGUGCUUGGCUAGAGCGUAACCGCCGUCCUUCUGACAGGGUACAGCGACAUCGUUUUCCAGCGUAAAUAAAAUAGUUAAUUAAUGCCUUCCUAAAGAAACCAUC
Molecule: messenger RNA, 1862 nt
Organism: Homarus americanus (American lobster)
Lineage: Eukaryota; Metazoa; Arthropoda; Malacostraca; Decapoda; Nephropidae
Product: glutamate receptor ionotropic, kainate 4-like
Exons: 9
Coding region: 117-1412 (431 amino acids)
Cellular component (GO): membrane
Molecular function (GO): glutamate-gated receptor activity
Source: RefSeq, a predicted model, not a curated record